Messenger RNA from Trichoderma asperellum CBS 433.97, 2014 nucleotides. NCBI's taxonomy places the organism in Eukaryota, Fungi, Ascomycota, Sordariomycetes, Hypocreales, Hypocreaceae. The record is from RefSeq and is a predicted model, not a curated record.
GGAACACAUUUCCAAACGUCGAUUUAUAUAUCACCUCGCCCAGGUAUAUCGACUAAAUGAGCUGUGCCAAAUACUUUCUCUUCAAGACAGUGUCGCGUUGCUGACAAAGUUGAUGUGGGGCAGAAGACAUUGUUGCGCAUUCACCAGUUUAAAGGCCACUACUACCUAGUAACUGAUGGUAUAUCCAGUCGUAUAGACUGACUAUAUACGUCCUUUCACUUUCCUUCACUUCUUCUUUCUCUGCCUCCUCUUUCAACGACGACACCGUGGGAACUCACCGCUCGGGAUGGCUAGCAUUGACGAUGUAAAUUUCGAGCUUCCCAAACUACGCACCUCCUUCUCUCUCGAGAACGACACCAGGUUCCUCGGCAGCGAUGAUAAUAUUGCAGAGUUUUUUGAUGUCAAAUUCUGUCCUUACCAGCCACUCGACCAUGAGCCCGUCUUUGCUGCGAUUAGCAAGAAACAUGUGAUAAUCUGCCGGCUCACGAAGGACCCAAAUGAAACUAAUCCCUGCCAAGUUAUCAACGUCAUAAGAGACGACGAUGAUGAAGCCGCUAGCUGUUGCUGCACGUGGACGAUGGAUACCGUGAACGGUAGACCGUAUAUCUGCAUUGGCGGCGUGGAUGCCAAAGUCAAGAUUUAUGACGUGGUUGAUGGACAGUUGAUCGAGUGUUUUGUCGGCCAUGGCGGGGACGUUAACGACUUGGCAACCUCCCCCGUUAAUCCUCACAUCAUCGCCUCCGCCUCUGAUGAUACGAGUAUACGGAUAUGGAGUUUUGAAGAAAAGCACAGGAGCCAGCCAUGUUUAUGUAUCCUUGCGGGGGAGGGGCAUUCGUGGAAUCUCCUCAGCGUAGCUUUUCACGAAACCGGCCGAUAUCUUUUAUCAGGUGGUCACGACCAGAUCAUUAAUUUAUGGACUAUUCCUGAUCUCCCCAAUGAACCAAUUGCCACGCCCCUACAGGUUCAUUAUCCUCAUUUUUCAACUUCUGCAGUCCACAGCGGCAUUGUCGAUUGUGUCUCAUUUUAUGGAGAUCUCAUCCUAUCUAGGGCAUGCCACGACGAUGUCAUCGUGCUCUGGAAGAUUGAGGGUUUCUCUUCAGACGACCCUCUGCCAACCCAGAGCACUGCUCCUACGCCACAAAACGUACUGCCAACAAACUAUGAGGACCCCGGGCGACUAACGCGAUCUGCCUUCGUCCCUUUAACAUCUCCUCAAUGCCCGGUCCAAUAUACCCGGCUAUUGGCAUUCCACACUCCGAACUGUGGACCUCAGUUCUUCAUGCGUUUCAAGCUACAUCAUGUCCCUAAUCAAAAUCCUGUGCUUGCAUUUUGUAAUGCUGCGGGUAACAUUUUCUUCUGGGAUUUAAAGCGACUGACGGCUCACCGCGACGUCAUGUCGAAGCUGGCGAAAUCCACGGACAAGAGCAAGCCACUACAACUGCCAAGCUGGCAGAGACCUGUUAUUCCACGUGCAAAAGGAGAUGCAUCGAGCAAGCUUCGACCAACAGACAGUGACCAAGACAUGUCGACUCCAGUGUACAUAAACCAAACGGAUUCUCGCGAGUUCAGUUCAGAGACGCUGGAAUCAUGGGCAACAAGAUACAGCAUGGAUGAUGCUCAUGAGCCGUUGCGACAUCAUAAGAUGGAGUCGUCAUCGGCCAACUUUGUGGGUAGACAGGCGUCAUGGAGCCCUGGGGGAGAAUGGUGUGUCGUAGUUGGGAGCUCCAAUACCGCCUUGUUGCUGCAGCGCUGGGCUUCGAAAUAGUCCCGCAAAAUAAUGAAAUAAGUAAAUGAGCUGCUGCCAUUAAUAUAAGUCUCGAUUUCCAUAUACCUACGCGGAGUUGAGGGUCAUGUAAAGGUUGUCUUACUAUUCCAUAUUCAUCUUCCUGGAAGGAUGCGGUAUGAUGAGCACAUUGUUUCACAAAGUGGUCAAGUUUCAUAAUUACCUUCUUGCAAAGGCCGUAGAAUAAGACCAUAGCAAUGAGUCCAAAGUCCUGGAUUCGUAUGAGUCGCG